AUGAAUUUCGAACCGUUGAAAGCACGAGAUCAGAGAGAUGUUACAAACGACCUGUUAGACUUGUGUCUCGCAAAGAAUUCGCGAGAUAACAUGUCAGUCAUUCUGGUGAGCCUGGAAAACGCGCCGAAAGCAGAAGAGGCCGAAAUCGCCCAGUUCAAAAAAGUCGACGAGCAAAUCGUCCAGGACAUGAAAGAGUAUCUUCUCGGCCACGGCGACCAGCAGCGGCCGCAGAUCGACCAAGUCGUUGCUUACUUCGACGAGAAGGAAUAUAUUAAAAACGCUGCUGAUAUAGGGGGUGUGCCCGCUUCGCUAGCAAAGCGUGGCUUCAUUACGCGUGCUUACGAAUCAUCCAUCGACAGAAAACAGCUCUAA
Molecule: messenger RNA, 372 nt
Organism: Oikopleura dioica
Lineage: Eukaryota; Metazoa; Chordata; Appendicularia; Copelata; Oikopleuridae
Source: the annotation of a GenBank genome assembly